This is a messenger RNA of Cephus cinctus (wheat stem sawfly), 3633 nucleotides long. RefSeq names its product probable phosphorylase b kinase regulatory subunit beta. The transcript is spliced from 17 exons. Gene Ontology annotation, biological process: glycogen metabolic process. Bases 265 to 3570 code for a protein of 1101 amino acids. Lineage: Eukaryota; Metazoa; Arthropoda; Insecta; Hymenoptera; Cephidae. Gene Ontology annotation, molecular function: calmodulin binding. Gene Ontology annotation, cellular component: phosphorylase kinase complex. The record is from RefSeq and is a predicted model, not a curated record.
CUGACUCACCAUACACCCUCCAUUUCCGUAGAUGAGAUAGCGGUACGCGUUCCUCGGUGCUGCUUGGUGCACUUUCUUGUCCCUAGGAAACUCUUGAAGCUCCAUCUGUAGAAAUGAAAAAAAAAAGAUUUCGGGCGCCUCCACAUCUGUCUCGGACAAUGUUACGUUUAAAAUAACAGACAACUCAUUGGUUAACAAAGGACUUGUAUAAGCGAUCUUCACUUUUCUGUAGAUUUCAACUCAAGAGGAAUCUUGAAUACAAUUAUGGCUUCUAUUGCUAUUUCACCGAUUCCUACGAGGACUACGCAACUGCGUAAUGUACGGCAAAAUAGUAUUGUGGAUCUUGACAUAGAUAUGUUCCUCAAAAUAUCAAAUUACGAGGAUACUGUCAGACAGUUGGAUAUUUAUUAUGGAAUUGUCAAACGACAAAUACUUCACUAUCAGAGCUGCAUCACAGGACUCUUUCCACAAGUAUCCACUGAUAAAAACGUAGGAAGCGUUCGUGAGAGCAUCUACUGUGCUGCAGCAACAUGGAGUUUAUAUCAAGCAUACCGGCGUAUAGAUGAUGAUCGUGGCAAAUCUUACGAGCUAGGCCAAUCUGCAGUAAAGUGCAUGCGUGGAAUUUUAGAAUGUUGGGUCAAACAAUCAUCCAGGAUUGAACUAUUUAAACGAAAUCAAUGCAAUCGUUUUGCAUUACACUGUAAAUUUCACUUGGUGACAGGAGAUGAAAUAUUCCGUGAUGCUGAUUAUUUUCACUUGCAAAUUGACGUUGUCUCCCUGUAUCUGAUUUUCCUGGUGCAGAUGAUUUCAUCUGGCUUGCAAAUUAUUUAUACACAAGAUGAAGUCGCUUUUGUACAGAAUUUAGUAUAUUAUGUGGAACGUGCUUACCGAACACCAGAUUAUGGCAUGUGGGAACGUGGAAGUCGUUACAACGAUGGUACACCUGAAAUUCACGCAAGUUCAAUAGGCAUGGCAAAAAGUGCACUGGAAGCCAUAAACGGGUGUAAUCUGUUUGGUGAGAAGGGAGCAUCGUGGUCAGUGAUAUACGUAGACAUUGAUGCACAUAAUCGAAAUAGAAGCAUCUUCGAGACUAUGUUGCCAAGAGAAUCCAGUUCUAAGAGUGUAGAUGCAGCGUUACUUCCAACAGUCUCCUUCCCAGCCUUUGCAACGCAUGAGGAAGUACUGUAUACAAAGACAAAAGCCAACGUAGUACAUCGGCUACGAGGAAACUAUGGUUUCAAAAGAUUCGCCAGAGAUGGCUACAAGACAGUUAUAGAAGAAACGCACCGUCGUUUCUACAAAUCUGGUGAAAUUAAGGAAUUUGAUAAUAUUGAAUGCGAGUGGCCACUUUUCUACAUAUUUAUGAUCAUCGAUGGAGUAUUUAAGUCUCUCCCAGAGCAAGUCGAAGAGUAUCAAAAUUUACUAAAGGCACGGUUGUACAAGGAUGCCCAUGGAGAUCCUUUAAUUCCCAUGUAUUAUUAUGUGCCAGAGGAGUGCAUAGAGACCAAAAGAAAUGAGCAAAAUAGCACUUAUCGUGUUUCUAGUAACGAAGGUAGUGCACAGAAAGCAAAUGAUCUCAAUGUUACACCAAUUUAUUUAUGGAACCAAUCAAUGUUUGUUAUCGCACAAUUACUCACUGCUGGUCUCCUGCACAUUAAUGAACUCGACCCUAUACGUCGUUAUCUACCAUCGUACAAUAGACCUAGACGAGCCGGUCGCUAUUCAGCUUUUCAAGCAAAGCCCAGUAUCGGAACGCAUACAGAUCUUGUAGUGCAAAUUGUCUUGAUUGCUGAAUCAAUGAGAUUACAAGCCAUGAUGGCUACUUAUGGCAUUCAAACACAAACACCUCAUGAAGUGGAACCUGUUCAAAUACUCUCUUCUAUACAACUUGUAAAAGUUUAUCAGAUGCUUGGUGUCAAUAACAAAUUAAAUUUGGAAGGUAGACCAGGUAGACCAAUUGGUUCACUGGGUACCAGUAAAGUUUACCGAGUCUGCGGAAUGACUGUACUCUGUUAUCCCUUGAUUUUCGAGGUUUCUGAAUUUUACUUGUAUCGUGAUAUGGCUCUAUUAAUUGAUGAUAUCAAAACGGAAUUGCAAUUCGUUGGAAAAUAUUGGAGACUCUCAGGUCGACCCACUGUUUGUCUACUGAUACGAGAAGAACACAUGAGAGAUCCCCAAUUCAAGGAAAUGUUGGAUUUAUUCGCAAUGCUUAAAAAAGGUUAUUGCGAUGGUACUAAAGUACGAAUUGGUCGUUUACAGAAUCUCAUCUCAUCCUCUUGCAUAGAACAUCUGGAUUUUAUGAGCACAAUGGAAACAGAUCUGGCUCUGACGCAGUUUAAACAAUUGGAGCAUGAUUAUAUCGGUUAUCAAAGUUUGACUGAUGUACCACGUGCUUUAUCUUACACCGAAGACAUAUGUGAUUACUCGAGAUACAUGGACCAGCCUAUUUGCAAUGUCAUCACUGAAAUUCGCAAUACUGAUGGAUUGUAUGCCAAAUGUCAGCUGUACAAUAUUCUCUUGAAAAGAGAGGGAAUCGAUUAUGAGAUCAAUGGAUUGACUGUCGGAGAUAAUCUCAGAGCUCUCUAUCAACAAGCUGGUGGUUUACGAUACUGGAUGGCUGUUCGUUAUUGUAGUAGUUUACUGAAUCAUACUGUGGAUAGUAUCAGUCCUUUCAUUACUGGGGUGCUCGUCAAAGGGAAACAGAUAACCGUAGGUGUUAUUGGACACGAGGAAACUGUAUUUGACAAGCCAAUGACUCCAGCUGAAAUACAAUCUGUUAUGUAUUCCACUAUUCAACCGCAUGACGUAGUUCAAGCUGUAUUACAGCAGGAAAUUUUACUUUACUGUGGAAGACUCAUUGGAACAAAUCCUGAGAUGUUUAAAGGAAUAUUAAAAAUAAGAAUUGGAUGGGUUUUGGAAGCAAUGAAACUCUACUUGGAAAUGUAUGUUAAAAAUGCAAAACCUAUCGGAAAUUACAGUCCUUAUGAGAUCCGACAAUUUCUCAUUAAGGUUUUGACUGUCAAAGAUUGGGCUAUAUCAGAAAACUUAACAGUUCUUGGCCGAAGAAAAAUUGAGGGUAGUCUUUGCAGAGUACCUGGGCAAUUUUACAAUCAGGUCUGGGAAGUACUAGUCCGUUGUCCAGGUGGAAUUUACGUAAAUGGUCGUGAAUUGCCCCAGCAACCAACUCUGUCAAACAUGACAAGAUCAGAACUGACAUUUGCUCUUCUUGUUGAAUCAAUUUUACAUCACAUCCAGUUGCCAGAAUACCGACAGAUCAUCGUGGAGCUACUCAACAUAGUCUCAACAAUCUUGCUUCGAAACCCAGAGUUGACCUUUCAGAAACCCCUAGAUUUAAACAGUCUUGUCGAAGAUGCCUUCGUCAUGUAUUGCAAGGAUCAUCAUAUUGAAAAGACAGAAGAUCAGACUCCAUUCUUCUCAGCACACUAUUCUCUCACAACAGGAUGUCUCGCAAGGGCUGUUGUCAACAAUGUUCUUAUGGGAGGAAGCAUGAGUACUGUUUGUGAUAUAAAUGAUAGCAUUCAGUCCCAUGAGAUGUGUAAAAUAACGUAGAAAUAUUUUGUAGUAUUUUGAGUAGUUGAUGUUACAUGCGGUAAUAAAUUUUAUCUGUAAAUA